Messenger RNA from Fusarium fujikuroi IMI 58289, 1674 nucleotides. Its product is annotated as related to nonribosomal peptide synthetase MxcG. The transcript has 6 exons. Bases 1 to 1674 code for a protein of 557 amino acids. The record is from RefSeq and is a predicted model, not a curated record. Lineage: Eukaryota; Fungi; Ascomycota; Sordariomycetes; Hypocreales; Nectriaceae.
AUGGCACCAGCUGGAGAUCUCGGUAGGAGACUCAUCCCUUGCAUCCUGGAUGAGAUGUCCAGAGAUGAACCUGAUCGAGUUAUUUACUCCAUUGCUAAGUCUGCCGAUAUUUCCAAGGGCUUCACAGAAAUUACAGCUCGCGAGUUUGCCAAUGCAGUGAACAAGACCGCCUGGUGGUUGGAACAUCUUGUUGGCAAGAGCGAAUCAUUCCAGACCAUUGGAUAUAUCGGGCCGCAUGACAUCCGCUAUUUCCUGCUGAAUCUGGCCUGCGUCAAAGUAGGAUAUCAAGUCAUCUUUUUGUCGCCGGGUAAUAGCAUUGAAGCUGCCAUGGGUCUUCUUGCGGCGACCAAAUGUAGCCUUUGGGUUCAUCCGGUGGACUACCCGCCGUAUCAACUGGUUGAGAAGAUCCAGCAGACCUGGGAGCUGCGUAUUAUGGAGAUUCCCACAGUCGCAGAACUCCUCGACGCGUCUAGCUCGCCUCAAUAUCCUUAUGCAAAGACCUAUGAUGAAGCAAUGGCGGACACCUUCUGCAUUCUUCAUACGUCUGGUACAACAGGCUUGCCCAAGCCCAUCUAUCUCAGCAACGGGUUGCUUGCUACCAUGGACGCCGCUCGUAUCUUACCGCCAUUUGAGGGUGAUAACGGCGCUCGUCCAUGGGCAACCUUGUAUGAAAAAGGCGAUAGACUCUAUUCCCCUUGUGUACUUCUGCAUGGUCCUGGAAUAUUUAUGAACCUCUUCGCGACGUUCCUCUUUGAUACGCAUAGCGUGAUGGGCCCCGUCGGCGUGCACCCUGACAUGGAUCUGCUCGCAUCACUUGCAGAUUAUGGCAACAUUGAUAUUUGGCAUUUUAUGCCUGUGUACGUCAACGAGCUGGGCCAGCAUCCUGAAGUAUUAGACAAGUUCAGAUCCUCCAAGUUCAUAGGAGCUGGUGGAGGUCCUGUUAGCGCAGAGCUUGCCGCUAAGGUAAAUGAGGUAGUACGUGUUCACAAUUUGUUUGGAACAACUGAAGGCCUCUUCAUGGGUGACAUGCUAGUAGACAAGGAAGACUUCCUAUGGGUUUCGUUUCACCCCUACGCCGGGUUUGAAUACACAGAAAUCGAGAGAGGUCUGUUUGAGCAGCGCGCCGUUAAGAACGAGCACUGGGCUCUGCAUCAAGGAAUCUUUCAUACCUUUCCUGACGUGAAUGAAUUUAACUUCAAGGAUCUGUUCAUCAAACACUCGACAAAGCCUAACCUCUGGCUCUAUAUGGGUAGAAGCAACGACAUUAUCUGCUUGGAGGAUGCGCAGAAACUGUCUCCCAUCGAAACAGAGAACAUGAUCUGUGCUCAUCCCAAUGUCAAAGGAUGUGUAAUGAUUGGAAACGGCCAGAAGUUCGCUUGUCUAAUGGUAGAGCUGAAAGACAAUACUCCAAGAGACUCGGAGACCAUCAAAGUGCUGAUGGAAAAUCUUGGGGAUAUUAUUGACGAAGCAGAUCAGAAUCAGCUGCUGAGGGGCUAUUUGAGACGAGAUUACAUUAUUAUCGCAGAUGCCACAAGAUCUCUUCCGCGUACGGAGAAGGGGACCAUUUCCCGUAGAGCUGCUCUGAAGCUUUAUGAGAAGGAAAUUGACGCGUUUUACCGAUUGAAGGGGGAGGCCACUGUAGGUGUUGGCCAACGUACGGCUCAAGCGGCCUAG